This is a messenger RNA of Eucalyptus grandis, 921 nucleotides long. RefSeq names its product protein DOUBLE-STRAND BREAK FORMATION. The transcript is spliced from 5 exons. NCBI's taxonomy places the organism in Eukaryota, Viridiplantae, Streptophyta, Magnoliopsida, Myrtales, Myrtaceae. The record is from RefSeq and is a predicted model, not a curated record. Bases 84 to 830 code for a protein of 248 amino acids. Gene Ontology annotation, biological process: meiotic DNA double-strand break formation.
GCAGCACCACAAGAAGGAGGAGACGCAGCGAGAGAAAGUGGCGCCAUCGACAGAAGCAAGCGGCUCCCUCCGCAAUCUCGAAAAUGGCGGACGCGCUCUCGUCGCCGGAAGUCUCUCUCUUUCUCUCCCUCAUCGAGCUCAGAAGGUUCGACGAUGCGGCUCUCGGCCUUCUCCGGACCUUGCUGGUCUCCAAGGACGUGGACUCGGCGGUUCAAGUGCGAUCGAGCCUAGAACGGUUCCUGAGAUUCGAGACUCUUCGUGUACUUCGGGAGAUCGUGGAUGAGAGCGUCGUUCGUGUGCUUUCGGUUCUCGAGUUCCUGGUUCGAGCUUUUGCCGUCAUUGGGGAUUUUGAGAGUUGCUUGGCACUGAGGUACGAAGCACUUGUUUUUCGGGAAAACAAAUCUGGAGUUCAUCAAUGGCUACAAGUUGGUCACACCGAAUGGGAGAACUUUGCCAAGGAUGCGCUUGACAAUGGUUUUUAUCCCAUUGCCACAAAGGCAUGUGAAAAUGCCCUUCUAUAUCUACGGAGGAGUGAUACUUCUGGCUUGGAAAAUUUCACUGGAGAUAUCCAGAGUAUAGUAAGUCUCAAGGAAGUUGCUAUUGCAUCCACUGGUGCAUGCAGUGUUCAGGCAAAGGCAGUGAAAUAUUUGAAGAGGAAAGAAAUGGAGAGAAGCAAACAGCAAGCUUCUACAUUAAGAGAAAUCCAUCCCGUUGCAAGUGUUCUGUUUAGAGAUGGUAUUAAGAAGCGUAAUGCAAGGAAAUUUUCAGAAUGCCAAGCUUUAAGGUCAGAUGCGAGAAACUCACACACUAAAAUUUCAGGUUCCAUGUAGUCUCCUAGCCUUGCACAUACGGGUGUAAUUGUAAUGGUCCAUUUCCUGAAUAUAAAAUGAUUUGAAAGAAGUUUAAGUUGUAACCUUGACC